AUGGUGCUAUGGGAGCUGACGCUGGCGACGGCGUAUUUUCUCGGGCUCAAGCGCACGUACCGCCUGGCGCUCCGACUGCAGAAGAGGGUCCUCCUUUCGCGACCCGGGAUUCGCGAUUUCGCGAAAAGGCGCACGCGAGCAGUGUUCCGAGUGGCGCUGACAGCCGUCGAAACCAUCCAGCACCGGGACAUCGAGAUUGGUCGCUCCGUGGGAAACUUCCUCCUCCGCUUCCUCGACCGCAUGAAGCCCUCGGCGCACAUCCGGGGAGAUGGUCCCAUGCCAGGAGGGGCAGGAGGAGGAGGGGGGUUUCAUUCAAGCCAUGGGGCAGCCGUGCCGGGAGGUUCAGCAGGGGCCACUGGGGCCAUUUAUCACUUCAUAUUCGUCAAGCCCCUUCACCCGUCUUACCAGCUGCACUGCAUUCCCGAGCCGCCAUGCCUCACUAUGUACACUCUCCCUUAUUUCUAA
This is a messenger RNA of Closterium sp. NIES-65, 465 nucleotides long. The record is from the annotation of a GenBank genome assembly. Lineage: Eukaryota; Viridiplantae; Streptophyta; Zygnematophyceae; Desmidiales; Closteriaceae.